AUGGUUGAGCUCAAUGAAAGGCACACAGGAAAAUUUCUCAAAGCGAAAAUUAUGGAAAUCCUCAACUUGUAUGAAAUAACAUUGGAACAGAUUUUUACGGUGACGUGUGAUAAUGGGGCGAACAUGAUCGCCACAGUGAAACAGUUGCAGUCUGAACUAUCAAUUAACCCGCUCGAUGCAGACGACAGCAACGCGGUUUCCGACGAACAUUUAGAUUACACGGAAACUAUUGAAAAGGAGUUUUCAAACACUAUAACGCUAGUGAGAUGUGCCGUUCAUACCAUGCAACUUUCGGUUACCGAUGUCAUCAAGGCAUUCGAUGCCGAGAUUCGUAAAUGUACCUCGGUAUCGAAUAACUGCAGGAAAAUUAAAUUCAAAAAUGUGUUUAAUGACGAGUCUCUUCCACCGCUGUACUCAAAAACGAGGUGGGCAGGCAUCUAUGCAAUGCUCAACCUUUUCAAUAACCAUGAGGAUCUUUUCAUCGAGCUGAGUCAACACCAUUCGGAAUUAGGUAAGAUAAAUUAA
Anopheles coustani is the source of this 525-nucleotide messenger RNA. RefSeq lists its product as uncharacterized. The record is from RefSeq and is a predicted model, not a curated record. NCBI's taxonomy places the organism in Eukaryota, Metazoa, Arthropoda, Insecta, Diptera, Culicidae. Bases 1 to 525 code for a protein of 174 amino acids. The transcript has a single exon.